AUGGACGAGUACGACGAGGCGGUGCUGUUCACGUACGGCCUGCUGGAAUCGCGGCUGGAGCGCUUGGGCUACCUGCUGAGCGGGCCCAAGAAGCCGGCCGAGGAGAAGCAGCAGACGAUCCCGGACCGCAUCCACCGCAUCGAGCAGUCGCUGCAGCAGCUGGCGGGGCACACGGCGUUGCUGGACCAUGUGAACGAGCUGUUGACCAAGCACAAAGACGUCCUCACACCUCCACGCCCCACCGCAGAAGACACCGUCCCUCUCUCGACUUCCCAAAAGUCUCUCCUUGUGGUUGAGCGCGCGACCUCCUUCGCGACUAUCGCCUCUCAGCUCAAAGCCCUCGAUGACCAGCAAAUACCCACCACAGACGGCUUUGUCAAGCUUGCCAAGCUGCGUCCGCGCAUCGCCGAAGCAGAGCAGCGGCAUCUGCAGCAGGCGCUGAAGAUUGCUGAGCUACGGAGACGAAGCGGGCUGCUGGUGCAGAGAGAUAAGCAGGUGCAUUGGGUGGCAGCAGGUAAAUCCUGGGCAGGACAUCAGGAGAGGCUCGUCAAGAGCUACAAGGCGCUGCAGAGGGAGGAGUUUCGCAGGAGGUCUGAGAAGGAGGGGAGUGAGGGCAGCGAAGGGAGUGAGGGGAGAGAGGGCAGUGAAGGGAGUGAGGGCAAAGAGGAAGGGAGUGAGGGGAGUGAGGGGAGUGAGGGGAGUGGUGAGAAAGUGAGCGAGCUGUGA
Messenger RNA from Ascochyta rabiei, 726 nucleotides. RefSeq lists its product as uncharacterized. The transcript has 2 exons. Bases 1 to 726 code for a protein of 241 amino acids. The record is from RefSeq and is a predicted model, not a curated record. Gene Ontology annotation, cellular component: dynactin complex. Lineage: Eukaryota; Fungi; Ascomycota; Dothideomycetes; Pleosporales; Didymellaceae. Gene Ontology annotation, biological process: cytoskeleton-dependent cytokinesis.